AUGGCUAGGCCAGUUUCUCCUAAUGCUGAUUAUCCGGAAGUAAACGAACACUUCCCUGAUUAUGAUUUUGAACGACUUGCUGUUCCACCCCCAGGCUAUGAACUAUACCGCUUCCCCGAUACCACGCAUUUACGUAACCGGGCUCUCGAUAUCGAUACACUCAAGAAGCUAGUAAACCAUCAUACAUGGGGAUUCUCCCUUACCAAAUGGAUAGAAAACAAAGAGAAAGAGGACGGAAAAGACAAGAAAACGAAGCCUGGGAAGCCUGGAAAGCCGCAUAUACCACGGAGAACCAAGGAAGAUCUUCUCCAGAUACUAAAACGGAUUUCUUACAACCAGGACCCCAGGCAUCGCGCUGAUUGGCAUCAUUUUAUUAGCCGAGACUGUGAUGCAGGCCCCAGACUGUUACGGCCAUCAUACAACCCGCCAUUGUUUAGUAGAAGGAUGCCUAGGGGAGAUCCGAACUGGGAAUUUGCACUUCUACCCGUAACGCCCCAAUUGCCCAAUCCUCAAUGGCCCGCUCCCGCUCGAGAUGGUUCCUUUCCCCGUGGACAUCAAGGCGUAACAAGCUUCCAAUCUCAACCGAGCUAUAUGACAGCUCCACACCAUAUGAUGCCCCAAGUUCCAACCAGAUUAGGACUGAGCUCAGAGCAUGGUUUCCCAACCGGUUUUCCUCAUUCUGCACAAACAGGAAAUCAAUGGGAUGAAGCCUAUCGCCAAAGAUAUCUACUGUCCAAUCCUGGCCGUGCGGAUAACGUGAAACCUCGUACUACAACUCAAGCAAACAGCCCACCCCGACAGGGCACUUCGCAAAGCGCCUACGGUCUUUUGGACAGCCAUUGCCCUAGGCAAGCUCCGCUGGCACAGCUUCACUACAGCAGGCCUUCCGUAACCGGCCCAAUCAUAGGCGCAACAACCCUAUCAUACCUGAGACUAAGGAUAUCUGAGGACCAAACCCAGCUCUCCUUUGAUUCGGAUGGAGAGCUUUACCCCUUUAGGUGCCGUGGCCCUUUGUCUUAUGAUGGGAGUUCGGAUAUAUUCGACUGCGUUAUUGUUGCAGGGCUGUUGACCAACGCCGGAUCCACCACAAUCGAUAAGAGAGCCCGCCGUGAACGACUGAUAGUCCUAAGUCCACCCGAAAAGGCAUUUAUAAGUGCCAUGAGCGACUGCUUAAACAGCCAGUUAUCAGAUGAGGCCGUCUCAACGGUGAAAGAGAGGCUGUGGCAUGUCUACACCCAGCAUUUCCAACUAAAUCCUCACUCGGUAGAUAGAUCGGUGAUGGACGCAGCCAAUGUCUGGACAGCUCUCACCAAGUCUUUCUCCCAGUUUCAGCUCCGUUAUACUAACCAUUAUCAGCCCUGCCGUCACCAUGGUGGACCGGUAAACAGUGUUCCAUAUCAGGAAAGUGUUGCCAAUAUAGCUUAUCAAACGAAUGACGAUAACGGUGUGGACAUAUCCGUUCUUCUGCAGCGGGUCUUCCAGGACAGUACGAGUGUUAGUUGCACACAAUGUGGUGGGUCAUGUUCAAUAAGAUGCUCCCGGACAUUUGAAUCCAGCCCUCUUCGCAUUGUUAUGCAGACUCAUGAGCAAAUAAGAAUCCUCAACUUUUGUGCUCCUGCAAUAACAGUACGGCUGGCCAAGACCGAUGGUGAGGUGGUAAACGAGCAAUACACACUCAUUGGAGCCAUAUUCAGGACUCACAACCGUGGCAUGAUACACUAUAGAGUGCGAUGGAUUGACAAAAACCGAGGAUCUAAUGGUAGUCCGUUAACGCAGAUUUACGAUGCAAGCCAAAUAUCGGGAAUGGUUCCAGGGGGUAUCAAGCCGCAAGAACAGUAUGAGAUUGCGCCGAAUUCAUGGUGGAUUAAUGGCUAUCCGGUACUUCUCUUCUUCGAGAGGAUCAUACACCCACCAAGUGAACAAUCAUCUCCUCAAUCGAUGGUAGUACGGUCAUCUCAGGCCCCUAAUCCUCGUCUGGGAUGUCCUAGUAACGGAACUACAAGUUCUAUUCAUCAACAAAAGAGCAACGGCGACUCCCCCGGUAGUAGGACGUCUUCCCGUUUGAAGGAGAAGCGGAUUGCAACACAAGCACAUGCAAUGGGAACAGAAAAAUCGGAGGGGAAGAAGAUUCUCGUCUCUACGGCCCGAAGAUUAGCCAAAGCUUCCAGCCAGCCAAAGACAAGAGGUCAAAUUGAAGCCAAUCCAGUCGGAUAUACCUAUGCUAGCUCCUUCAACGCUAACAGCGAAGGUCCACUUCAGGCAACACAGUAUCAACUCCCCACUUCUGGCCCUACAGCUAGGGCAUCUAUCAACCUCCAUACCCCGGGCUGUCCAAACGGUACUCCAUCGCCCGUAUUAGCUGGUAGCCUGCCAACCAAUGAUUUUAUAAGAUCAGCUGUUAUACCAAUCCCUGGCCCAUCUACAAUGCCAUCUUCAAAUCCACACUAUAGGAAUAGUGCUGCUCUAACUGGGAAUAACCAGGCUAACGGGCACCGAUCGAUACCCGAUAUUCAUAAUGCAAUGAUACCCGCAUUUAAUGCUUCUGUUGCCCAGGAUAUUCCAAAUGGACAUGGAUCAAGUUCAGGGGCAGCUGGACGCUACGAAGCUAGUAUACAUGAAACCGCUCGUGAUCCAUACCCAGUGGUCAAUAGGCUUGGUACUGUAGCCAACACUAGGCAUCCGACGAACAAUGCACCUAGUCCAGCACCAGAAAGCAACGAUCGAACAAGUGUCAAACAGGAAAUCCCCAGCCCGAUUGUCAUUCUUGACACUCCCCCUCCAGAGGAUCCAGCAGUGUCUGGAAACCUCGCGGCUGCUUCUAGCCCACAAGAAUCACUUCAUUUGCUCACAGUAGACCCCCAGCAGUUACUGCUCAACCGGACAAAUCCAGUUGAUGAGGCCGGCCUGCAGCCAGCGGUACCUGCGGAAGUACAGGUGAUAGAAGGGGGGAACGGGGGCACUGUACCGGCCUCUUUAGAAGGGCUCACUCAGGAAGAUCUCGAGACAGCUAACCAAUCGUUUACCGAUUUCAUGGAGAACAACGAUAACCUGUAUUCUUCUAACCUAGAGCUUGGGUUUGCAGAUUCAGCUAUGCCACCACUGCCGCCUCCUGACAACUUCUUUGACCUCCUUGGGCAGGUCGACGGUAUCGAACUAGAGCAACGAACAGCAUCAAACCUGGAUACUACCUUAGCAGAUGACGAAUGGAUGGCCCAGUGGGGUAUCAACGGCGCGAGUACGAGUGCGGGUGAGCCGUCUGCAGCGGAAGAUACUUCGACACCCUCGACAGGGGCUGGUGUGGCCAGAAGCAACAGUCUGAAGAGGAAGAGAGACGAGUCCGAACAAGAACGGUAA
This is a messenger RNA of Trichophyton verrucosum HKI 0517, 3354 nucleotides long. RefSeq lists its product as uncharacterized. Lineage: Eukaryota; Fungi; Ascomycota; Eurotiomycetes; Onygenales; Arthrodermataceae. The transcript has a single exon. The record is from RefSeq and is a predicted model, not a curated record. Bases 1 to 3354 code for a protein of 1117 amino acids.